Salvia splendens (bonfire salvia) is the source of this 2153-nucleotide messenger RNA. RefSeq names its product extensin-2-like. The transcript has a single exon. Gene Ontology annotation, molecular function: structural constituent of cell wall. Lineage: Eukaryota; Viridiplantae; Streptophyta; Magnoliopsida; Lamiales; Lamiaceae. The record is from RefSeq and is a predicted model, not a curated record. Gene Ontology annotation, biological process: plant-type cell wall organization. Bases 38 to 1819 code for a protein of 593 amino acids.
UCCAACUCCACAACCUCAUAGUCUUUCACUAGCAACAAUGAAGAGCUUCAUGGAACCCCGACUGUGGGUUCUGGUGGCUCUCGUCACCACCCUCGCUGCUACGACAAAUGCCGACUCCACAUGGAAGCCCGACUUGCCACUUCCACAUCUUCCUUAUCUUUACAGCUCACCGCCCCCGCCACUUUACAAGUAUGAAUCCCCUCCUCCACCGCCUUACAAGUACAAAUCACCACCGCCGCCACCUUACAAAUACGAAUCGCCUCCACCACCGCCGUACAAGUACGAAUCGCCUCCACCCCCACCCUACAAAUACGAAUCACCACCACCACCUCCAUACAAGUAUGAGUCUCCACCACCACCUCCAUACAAGUACGAAUCUCCACCACCACCACCCUAUAAAUACAAAUCACCACCACCGCCACCUUACAAGUAUGAAUCACCUCCACCUCCGCCAUACAAAUAUGAAUCUCCACCACCACCUUACAUGUACAAGUCACCUCCACCACCACCAUACAAAUAUGAAUCUCCACCACCACCACCUUACAAGUAUGAAUCACCUCCACCACCACCAUACAAAUAUAAGUCUCCACCACCUCCUCCUUAUGUGUACAAAUCUCCCCCACCACCGCCUUACAAGUACGAAUCACCUCCGCCACCACCCUACAAAUAUAAGUCACCACCACCACCUCCUUACAAGUACGAGUCACCUCCACCACCACCAUACAAAUACGAAUCUCCACCACCACCUCCAUACGUUUACAAGUCUCCACCACCACCACCAUACAAGUAUGAAUCACCUCCGCCUCCACCCUACAUGUACAAAUCUCCACCACCACCACCUUACAAAUACGAGUCACCUCCACCACCACCAUACAAAUACGAAUCUCCACCACCACCUCCAUAUGUUUACAAGUCUCCACCACCACCACCGUACAAGUAUGAAUCACCUCCGCCUCCACCCUACAAGUACAAGUCUCCACCACCACCACCUUACAAGUACGAGUCACCUCCACCACCGUCAUACAAAUAUGAAUCUCCACCACCACCUCCAUAUGUUUACAAGUCUCCACCACCACCCCCUUACAAGUAUGAAUCACCUCCACCUCCACCCUACAAGUACAAGUCUCCACCACCACCGCCAUACAAGUACGAGUCACCUCCACCACCACCAUACAAGUAUGAAUCUCCACCACCACCUCCAUAUGUGUACAUGUCUCCACCACCACCCCCUUACAAGUAUGAAUCACCUCCACCACCACCAUACAAAUAUGAGUCACCACCACCUCCUCCUUAUGUGUACAAGUCCCCCCCACCACCACCCUACAAAUACGAGUCACCACCACCACCACCGUACGUCUACAAGUCUCCACCACCACCACCUUACAAGUACGAGUCACCACCACCACCACCGUACGUCUACAAGUCUCCACCACCACCACCUUACAAGUACGAGUCACCCCCACCUCCUCCAUAUCUAUACAAAUCCCCACCACCACCCCCUUACAAAUAUGAAUCACCUCCACCUCCACCUUACAAAUACGAGUCACCACCACCUCCCCCAUAUCUUUACAAGUCUCCUCCACCACCACCCUACAAAUAUGAAUCACCUCCCCCACCACCUUACAAGUAUGAGUCACCUCCACCACCACCCUACAAAUACAAGUCACCUCCACCUCCUCCUUACGUUUACAAAUCUCCACCACCGCCACCAUACAAAUAUGAGUCUCCACCACCUCUUCCUUACCAAUACAAAUCUUCACCAACACCACCUCACAAUAAUGACUGUCCACCACCAGCAUCUCCACCAAUCAAGUACUAAUCACCCCACUCCCUUCAUACAUCUCCUCAUCCACCAUGAUCCAGUUUGUUAUUAUAUCCCUUCACCUCCUUCAGAUUAUUUAUUUACCAAAACCACCAUCAUUAUCCCAUUCAAACAAACCGUGGUUCUUUUUUUGUUUGCUCCAUCAUUAAAAUUGUUGAAAAUAAAGGUCUCGCCUCUCUUCGAGUAUCCCUAAUUCUCAUAAUCCUACCAAGAAGGAGUUGCGGAAAAAAAAGAGACGGAUGAUCGAUGCUUUCCAAUCUUUCUCUUUAAUCUUAAUUGUAACCUAUGUUUGUUCAUGUACUUAUAUAUUUAAUGGAUUUUUUUAUAUCAA